Fusarium odoratissimum NRRL 54006 is the source of this 620-nucleotide messenger RNA. RefSeq lists its product as uncharacterized. The record is from RefSeq and is a predicted model, not a curated record. Bases 1 to 477 code for a protein of 158 amino acids. The transcript is spliced from 2 exons. Lineage: Eukaryota; Fungi; Ascomycota; Sordariomycetes; Hypocreales; Nectriaceae.
AUGGCCUCCCGGGAGCUUCUCGUGGUGAUUCUAAACCAUACCAAUGAAGAACUCAACACCGAACCUGAAUGGCCAACUCUUGUCCACGGCCAAUUCAUAAAAGACGCAGAUCUUCCACCACCGCAAGCAAUACUCGCCGGUGAGAGCGGCAUGUUGCGUUGCAAAUCGAACCACUUGGGCGGAGGGGUCGAAGGCUCAAUUACGUACCGUGUCGUCGGAUUCGGACCAAGAAACGAAGUGACAUUUUCUUGGAGCGUGCCGUAUGUUGGUGUGAAUAAGUUUAGCGCUGCUUCUGCCAUCCCCAAUUUCCAGGUGCAAACUUUGGGUGGGCAUGGUAAUCAGGCUGUUGUUGUCUUUGUUUUUGAACCAAGUCAAAAGGCAGAUGGAGGGAUGGAAGAUGGUGGAGUGUUAGCUGCCAUUGCUAAGUAUCCUCUGGAGUGUGCUGAGGGUCCUUUGAAUGGUUUUAAUCACAGUUAGGUAAAUUUAAUAUCUUGUCUCAGUUGGAAACUCACAUGUGAUGUGAUAAGAGGAUAUGUUAUUGGCUGAAUGAAUGCACUGUGUUUGUGGCGGCACACCACCAAUAUCUAUUUACCUUCGGGAGGCUUGGACUGACAGUCCAA